AUGGAAAACCAGGAAGUCUUCUCAAAUAAUGAAAUAAUCUCUUGUGUGCUCUCAUCUGCAAACCAAAGAGGAUGACGUUUACAUGCGUUCGUUGACUGAGCAACUAGGAAAUACAGGAGGAGACGACAAAAGUGAAAAUGCCUGCCCGAAACACUGUAACAAGUGGUAUGCCCAGCAGUAAAGUCAGGUACUCUAAGCUGGCAAAUGAUGACAACGGUUAUAUAGACCUCCAGUUCAAGAAGAGCCCACCCAAAGUUCCAUACAAGGCUAUUGCCUUAGCGGUGGUCCUGUUCUUAAUUGGCUCUCUUUUGAUCAUUAUCGGGGCUCUUCUCUUAGCUGGAUACUUUGAAGUCACACACCGCGAUCGCACUGUCCCCAUCCUAAUCAUUGGGAUUCUGGUCUUCCUCCCUGGAUUUUAUCACCUGCGAAUCGCUUACUACGCCUCCAAGGGUUACCGUGGUUACUCAUACGAUGACAUCCCCGACUUUGACGACUGAGUCACUGCAUCAGCAGCUUGGAAAAUCACAGAAAGCUGAGAUUUUUCCGGAAAAUGAGUGCAAAGAGCUGUGCUCACCUCAAGUCCGAUCAUUUCGUGAGUUUAAGGCUCAUGCUCUAUGAAAUGAUGGGAUAAAACAAUGCAUGAAAACAGCUUACAUUCUGAAGUAUUAGUGUUUCAUGUAGUAAUUUGAGCUUUUACUGUGACAAGUUUGAAAUUUUGUGACUUUUGUUGAAGUUAUAAGAUGAGUAUGAUUUGGCUUUACCCCACAUUUUGAAAAGAUUUAUACCUCUAGCAUUUGAACUGCUAUUUUAGCAUACUUUAGGCAAUAACAUUUUGAUGAAGACUGAAAAACCCAGAAAAGCAUAGAAUGUAUGAGCACAUAUUUAAUUUAUUCAGUGUCUCUUUGAUAUAACUACAUUUUCUAGUAGUGUCGUCUUUCAGAGAAAUAAAUAUGGAAAGCCUUUCAUAAUGAUCAUAUUUGUUCUGGCUGAGUCAAAUUUAAGAUUUAGUGAGAUUCGUGUAAAGUAUAACUAAUCUGAGCUCUAUCAAACUAGGAAUGUGCAAUGCAACAGUGAUCACCAAAAUGGACAGUAUCUCAACUGUUCUUGGUCAAAUAUCAGUGAUACAUUCCAGAGGAAUUUCUCAGAAUGUCAUAUGAUAAAUAUGAAUCCUUUGAUCCCUCUAUGUGGUCUUUCCAAGCACACUGGCACAUAAGUAUGGACAGUGAAUUAAACUCAGCGUGCGAAAGAAUAGUGUGCAAAGCGGCAUCUCUGCAAAAAAAGGUAAAUGUAGAAUUUUCAUUUCUCUUGGUUGAAAGUUCAAAGCUGCUGAUACCAAGUGAUGAAAUCCCUCUCUAACAUUUUGAUAUUGUAGCCCUAGAGCGUGUCUCACAGACAAGAUUGAUGAUGAAAAUGUUAAAUUUUGAUGGAAAAUAUUCUGUCUCAUUGUGUUUAUGCCACUGUUGUUGUGGGUGACGCUUACAAAUCCAUGUGAUAGGUCUAAAUAAAGGUUUAA
Chanos chanos (milkfish) is the source of this 1513-nucleotide messenger RNA. RefSeq names its product transmembrane protein 230b (gene tmem230b). Gene Ontology annotation, cellular component: endomembrane system; synaptic vesicle. Gene Ontology annotation, biological process: synaptic vesicle transport. The coding region runs from base 138 to 497 and encodes 119 amino acids. The record is from RefSeq and is a predicted model, not a curated record. NCBI's taxonomy places the organism in Eukaryota, Metazoa, Chordata, Actinopteri, Gonorynchiformes, Chanidae. The transcript is spliced from 4 exons.